This is a messenger RNA of Brachypodium distachyon (stiff brome), 6252 nucleotides long. Its product is annotated as probable serine/threonine-protein kinase PBL23. The transcript has 5 exons. Gene Ontology annotation, molecular function: protein kinase activity; ATP binding. Gene Ontology annotation, biological process: protein phosphorylation. The record is from RefSeq and is a predicted model, not a curated record. Bases 4637 to 5920 code for a protein of 427 amino acids. Lineage: Eukaryota; Viridiplantae; Streptophyta; Magnoliopsida; Poales; Poaceae.
CUAAUCUUUCGUUGAGAGCGUUUUGAUAGGAAAACUGACAGUUGGGCCCAAUCCAACGUGGCUUUUUUUAAUCUGAUGUGGACUUGUCCUCUGCCUUGACUCCAGGUCCGGCUCCCCUACCCCCUUCUGUUUCACCUGCCCGUACUGCUUCGCGCCUACCUGCGCCGUCGGCGACCGAGAAGAGAAGCGAGGGGCGGCUCUCGGGACGAGGCGGGUCCAGGCGAAGGGGUGUAGGGAAGCUGGACGAGGCGAAGAGGGCGUCGUCGCGGACGCGGAGCUCGCGUGGCGAGCAGCAGUAUCCGCGAGACCUCGCGGUGGCGGUGGACAGCGCUAGGCACGGGGAGGCUACAGGGCGCCAAAAUUGACUCCGGAGAGAGGGAGAAGGAGGAGGCGCUCGCCGCGAGAAGAAUAGCGGGCUUGGGCGGAGCUCCACCCGACGACGGCGAGGUAGCGGUGGCUACGGCGGUCGACGGCGCGGGGUCUCUAUGGCUCAAAGGAGCUGCCAAGUGAAGAGGCGUGGGAUGCACAGAGCCGUGAGACAGUCUUCGCCGGCUUGGCGCGAAUCCUGGGAAGGCACCGGAGGACCGGCGCGGGUCGCGGCGGCGCUACUCGCCGGAGGCGGAGAAGAUGGCCGCGCAGGGGUGCGGGUUGUCGCGUCGGGGUCGUAGUGGCGCGUGCAGGUACGUCCCAGCUAUGAAAUCAAUCGCCAUAGUGCUCUGGGUAACGCUCAGUACUACUCGUAUCGAUCGUCGGCUUCCGUUCCGCCGUGAGCCUCAAAUCCUCUCCCCGCUCGGCCUCCCUGCAAGGCGCGCCGUCCUGUAACGGAUUCUUGCUUGCGUGCUUCUUGCCGGAAAAGGGCCGGAGAGCAGCUUGCGGCAACCACAGCUAGCCGGAGAUAGGGAAGACGAGCGUGCGGGCGGCUCUAGGACGCGGGGACGUCGGGCGGUGGUGCGGUCGGCACUGCUACGUCGAGGCAGAGCUUUUGGGAGCGGCGGCGAGUCGCCGGAGGCGCAGAAACAUGGACAGGCGGCGGCAGCGCAGAAACAGAGGCAUGCUUGUCUUCACGGCCGAGGGAGAAUGUUGACACGUGGGUCACAUUGUCAGUUUUCUGGUGAAAACGCGAUCAACCGUGAGAUUAUUGGUCGGAGCAACCAACAGCGCCAUAUGCGGUGGUGAUUUGAAUUAAUAUUUUUUAAAAGGUGGUUUUUUUGGAAGGUUGCCCCCAAUCAUGAUGGUUUUUCGUAAUUUUUUCAAUCUAGUAUCUAAUAUGCUAGAUGAUGUACAGCUCGAGAAGAGCACCGUUCCCACUGAAUUCUCCAUCCGAUAAUCUUUAAUGUUUGUUGUCUGAUAUUUGUAGAAAGUUUUGUUUUCAAUGUUUUUCUAAACUUAUAUUUACUCUGUUAAAAAAUAAUAUAAGGUGUGUCUUUUGAUCAACAAUUAGUAUUUCCUCCGAUCCGUAUUAAUUGCCUCAAAUUUGUUUAAAUAUGGAUGUAUCUAUGUUUAAAAAAUGUGUAAAUACAUAUAGUAUUUCGACAAUUAAUAUAGAUUGGAGGGAGUAGUAGCUUUUGUGAAUUGAAAUUGAAAUCCUUGUUUGUAUUCAAAAUUCUUUACUUAUGUUAUCAUUUGUAUCACAUAUACAAAUUUUUCAUAAGGUGUUCUUUUAAAUUUUUCUUUAAUUUUUUUUCAUCUACUGCUAAACUCAUCGACAAAAAAAUCAUUUAUUUUGUUGGAAUCAUAGAAAGUGUGUCACGGAUUCUAUGUAUUCUCGCUUUCUGAGUGUUCAUCAUAUUAUUGCAAUUCUAUGUAUUCUCGCUUUCUACCGAUUCUUUUGAAUUGUAUUUUAAAGAAAAGAACUAACCAUUUAUGCUGUGGAAUCAAAUAAACAUUUUCAUGAAUUUACCUCAUUUCCCGCUAGGAUCGUAAAUCCUGUAUUUUCACAUAUGAUCGAGUAGUUAGGUUUCCGAAGUAGUGUGAUGGAAAAAGAAGUGCUUCUAAUCAUUGCUAUUUGACUCGGACCUGUUUUGAAAAUGCCGAGGUAUUUCGAAUUGUUUGUUGACAAAAUGAAAGUAAGGAAAAACCUUUGAAAGAAUUUCCAUAUUGACCUUUGACAUAUAAGAGUUCCGAAUCGAAUCUUUUUAGAUAGAGGAUCAUUUGUCUCUGAGGGGGUAAGAUUUAAGUGGACAUGAUAUUAUAAUUAAGUGUUUCUCAUGCAGGUAGGACUAGGAGAUACAAUAUAUAAUAGGAUUGUGUUGCUUGGUUUAAACUUUUGCUUUUGUCAAGCGUGCAUAAGUUUGCUUAAGGAUUUGAAAAACCACACGAUAAGUCGAUUUUCUAAUUCUACCUGUUUCUCAGCAGCAAAACUUGAGUCAUGCCACCAGCGAUAAUCCAUAGUCGUAUUUUUUUUUUCUCAAUGCUUUGUGCCACAACACAAAGUGAUGAAGUCUUAAGAAUGAUGGAUCCCGCCACCAAUUUAGUCUUUUUAAGGAGUUAAGGACUUCAUCCAGUACAUGAUCGGAUCGCAUGCCCAUGUCCUUCCUCACAAAGGUUUUCACUUUUGUUUCCUUUCCAUCCAGGACCAGGAGUAGCAAAGCCACGAAAAAAGCAGGAGAAGAUCACGCUGAAAUGUAACUCUUAGCAAAGACUUCUUUUAAGCAUAUUUCGGGUACAGAACUGGCGGAGGCUAUGGCAACACGGCUAGCGUUGACUAGUCACUUCAAGCAGACUACUCUCGUACUCAUAACUGCUCCUCACAAUCAUUUUAACAAACAUCUUAUGUGCAUAUAACAAAUCUGAAUGAGUAUAUCAAAUCUGUAAACACCGAGUUCUCAAAUCUACACACAAGAUUAACAACUACAAAAAUAGCUUACUAACAUCAAUACCAUAAUAGAUUCAUCCAUAUAUCAAAAAACACAAGUAUGUCUUGCUUCAAGUGUCAACUCAACCAAAUACUCCCUCCGUCCCAUAUUAAGUGAUGAAAUAUUACAUGUGUCUAGAUGCUUUUUAUGUAUACAUAUAUCCGUAUUUGAACCAAUUUGAGUCACUUAAUAUGGAACGGAGGGAGCAGCAGCAAACUUGAGUGGUAAGUGCCAAUAGCAAGUAGAAAUGAUGACCAGUCACAAAAAUAGUAAGGGAAACACCAAAUAAAGGGGCGACAUAAGGAUUUACGUGGAAACCUCUUGCGGGGAAAAACCACGGGCGGCAGCGAGCACGGACUUCACUAUGGAGAUGAAGAGUACAACGUGUAAGCCAACAAAGAUGGGGAGGGUCCAAAUCCGCAACAAUCCCUCACAAAUUUAGGUGGAUUUGGUAGAUCAAAUGCCUCUCCUCUCACCUAACCCUAGAUGGCUACCACAUGUACAAGCAUUGCUUUACAUGAUUAACAAGCCAAAAUGGCUCUCAAAUGGUGAAAUUAGGAGUUGCACAUCACAUUAUCCUCGCAACAGAUUGUCUAAAACUUGUCGAAAAGGUAAAUCGUUCUUGAAGGGAUCGAUGAUUUAGCGGCUAUUUUUUAUCUCUUUCAAAUGUUGUCAUACCAAUUUUUUGUAGUCAUAAGCUGUCAGAAAUUCAAUACAAAAUUGUACAUCUCCUGCACUUACUAUGGAUCGGAGGAAGUACUUGACCGGGGGUUAUCAAUUAAGAAAACGUCGUUCUUUACCUUUUUUUUUUCUUGCCAAAUCAAGACUUCCAAAUGUCCCAAUAAAUAUUCAUGGGAUGGUGCUCUGAUCAUGGAGAGAUCGCAACUUGCUCUUAUGAACACGUCCGUUACUCCCAACACGUCCACCAACGAGAUUUGGCAUCACCUAUGAUCAUGAGAAACUGAAACAUGCCCAAAUGAUCCCUGAGCUUCGAAGAGACGCUGACAAAGGUUCUCAGGCUCAGCUGAACAUGAAAACAUGCAAGCAACGAAGAGAAACAGAAAGGCCAUCAUCAGCAGGUCAUGUACUCAUGUCCAGAGCAAGAACACGCCCCCCUGCACGACACCACGACGCGUCCCGGCUUUCCGGUGCCGGCUUCAAAUUACGUGGUGGUCCGCACGUUCUCCCCACCCUUGUUUUGGAGCUCGCGAUCCCCCCGUGCGCCAAACUUAGCCAUCGCUUCUCCCUCUCCUACCCUCUCCUUCCUCCCAUCUCCCAUCCACGGGAAGGCCUUUGGAUCUCUCUCCAAGGCCUUCUGCCCGAUCAAUCGGACCGGAUCACCUCCACCGUCUAUCGUCUCUGUCGAUCUCGAUCCCCCCACAAUCCCUCAUUCUCUCCUAAUUGAUUGCCACGCAAGAGCAAUCGCGCCUCGAUCCGAUCCGCCGUGCACCGUUUGAUCGGUUCCACCUGAUCGACCACAGAGGGGGCAAGCCGGCCGGCGCGGGUCCCGAUCGGGCGCGCGCGCGCGUGAGUGAGUACGGUGCGGUCGAAGGAGGUAAAAAUUAAUGGCGUUCCAUGAGGUCGAGGUGCCACGACGGUGCUGCUGAUCGGUCGUCGGCGCUCGAUGAUCGUCGGCACGCGGUGACGGCGUCGGCGGCUCCUCAGUGGUCGGCGUCCCUGCUGCGUGUACCUUGGUGUUCUCCUCUUCCUUCUUCUUCCCAGCGGUUGUCGUUUUCGUCGCGAUCGCAGCGAGUCCGUCGGGCGCAGGCGCGGGGGGCAAGAUGAGCUGCCUUCCGUGUUUCGGGAAGAAGAAGAACGCGAACGGCGAUGACGACGAGGAGGAGGAGGAGGAGGAGGAGACGACGGGGCCCAUGGCGCCGCCUCCCGCCGUGCACGCCCCCGCGCCCUACGCCCCGGCGCCCGCCUCCAUGUUCUCGGCCGCUCCGGCGGCCAUGAACCCGACGAAGCUGCCCGAGGGCGACACAGCCGGCAUGUCGGAGGACGAGCUGCGGCAGGCCAUCGAGGGCAAGGCGUUCGCGUUCCGCGAGCUCGCCAAGGCCACCGACCACUUCACGCCCUACAACCUCGUCGGGGAAGGCGGCUUCUUCAGGGUCUACAAGGGCCAGCUCGAAAAGGACGGACAGGCCGUGGCCAUCAAGCAGCUGGACAAGCACGGCUUCCAGGGCAACAAGGAGUUCCUGACCGAGGUCGCCAAGCUCUGCAAGCACCACCACGAGAACCUCGUCGACAUCAUUGGCUACUGCGCCGACGGCGACCAGCGCCUCCUCGUCUACGAGCACAUGGACGGCGGCUCCUUGGAAGACCACUUGUUCGACCUGCCGGCGGACAAGAAGCCGAUCGACUGGACGACGCGGAUGAUGGUGGCCUACGGCGCGGCGCAGGGGCUCGAGUACCUGCACGAGAAGGCCAACCCGCCGGUGGUGUACGGGGACUUCAAGGCCUCCAACGUGCUCCUGGAUGCCAGCUUCACGCCCAAGCUCUCCGAUUUCGGGCUCGCCCAGCUCGGGCAGACCGGGGGCGGCAACAUGCCGAUGGCGGCCCCGAUGAUGGGCUCCUUCGGGUGCCUGGCUCCCGAGUACGACCGCGGCGGCCAGGCCACCAUGAAGUCCGACGUGUACAGCUUUGGCGUCGUGCUGCUGCAGCUCAUCUCUGGGAGGAGGACCGUCGACGGCAACAGGCCUGCCGAUGAGCAGAACGUGGUCUCCUGGGCAUUGCCGAAGUUCAAGGACCAGAAGAGAUAUCAUGAGCUGGUCGAUCCACUCAUCAACAAGGAGUACCCGGCCAAGGCGUUGAACCAAGUGGUUGCCAUGGCAGCGAUGUGCUUGCAAGAAGAGGACUGCGUGCGGCCAAUGAUGGGCGAUGUCGUCAUGACGCUAGGCUUCCUCACAUCGCUGCCACCGGAUCCACCGAGCGUCAGCAUCCCAGAUCCCUCCCCAGCCCCAGCACCAAAGAAAGAGGAAGAAUCACGUCGCUCUCGAAGUUCAUCAUCGUCUUCGGAUGACGACGAUGACCAGGAAGAGGAGGAGGAAGACGAGGAAGAGUAGGAGAAUCAAGGAUAAUUGUUUCGGGGAUCGGUUUUGUGGAAACGUUAAUAAUAUGCUUCAGAGUUAUAAUGUCAAAAACCAUACAUACCAUGUGGUUUGUUUGAUGUGUCUGAUGUGUAAGUAGUUUAAACAUGAAUGAAUUUUGGAGGUUUUCUAGGAGGCUGUGGCGAUUAAAGUUGGGACGGAGCUAAAACGAUGAAGGCGUGAGAUGUUAAAACUAUCACAACUGCUAAUGUGGAAUCGUCUAGAAAACAUAUUUGUUCCCUCUGUUUGGGUGUUGGAAUUGAGCUAGGUAUUGCGGAAAUGAAAUUGUGCCUCACCGAUUUUCCAGA